UUUGCAAUCUGUAUUCGCGUCGUCCGUGGAUUGUAGCAUUCAGAUACAAUGGGAGCUGUGGUGUCCUCAACCAAUGAUGGUGAUUAUUGUGGUAUUGUUGCUGAUUUAACACAUCCAUCUAAUGAAGACUGGCUGAGGAAACAUGCUGUGGCUUGUAAUGUGUCCAUUGGUGAGAUAGAAUCCUUAUGGAAGCGAUUUCAAGAUCUGGGUUGUAAUGAGAAUGGUGUUUUAAGCCCAGAGAUACUGACAACUAGUAAUCUAAAUAAGGACCACACCAUGAAAACAAAGAUUCUAGAGAUGAUGCCAAGAUCAAAGGAGAACGAGUUGACGUUUCAGACAUUCUGCAAUAUGUCACGCUGGAUGGCUGAUGCUUCUGUUGAAGCAAAAGUUAGAGUUGUGUUUCAGUGCUUGAAUAAUAACCAACCUCUUGAUCUACAUGUUUUGAUGGACCUUCUUAGUGAGAUCUACUGUGAUGAGAGUAAGGAAGUGAUUGAACGAUCAGCUAAGGUGUUUCUUCAUCAAGUGGGAGACAUGCUUACCCAUUCCAUUGAUGAGGAACAUUUUGUAAAAUGGGCAAUGGAGCUCCCUAAAGACACAGUGCAAGCUCUAAUGGACUUCACAUGUCCUGCUGAUGACACACCUAAACUGGGUUCCAAUAAUGAACUGCCUAGGACUAAGGAUCUACUGGUGGUAGCCAGAAUGGCAAGUCGUAAAGAUUGGAUUCUUCUAGCUAAUAAACUUGGAUUUACACAGGCAGAUAUUAACUCAGUCAAGAAGAAGCUACCAGACCAAGAUAAAGAACAGAUUGAGAGGAUGUUGUCGCUAUGGAGACAGAAGCAAGAUGAGCAAGCAACACUUGCUGUCCUUCUGGAAGCCUUGAGAAGUAGCGGUAUGGAAGACAUUGCUCAAAAUCUAGAGAUUAACAAUGCUUAAAUCUAACUCACUUUUAAAAGCCACUCGACACCUUUGGUAAUAACUCAAAAUAUUUGUUAGCAUAAAAAUUUACUUGGCAACUUGGUAGCGCUCAAUGGAG
This is a messenger RNA of Asterias rubens (European starfish), 1033 nucleotides long. RefSeq lists its product as uncharacterized. The transcript is spliced from 8 exons. Bases 49 to 933 code for a protein of 294 amino acids. Gene Ontology annotation, cellular component: cytoplasm; CD95 death-inducing signaling complex. Gene Ontology annotation, molecular function: caspase binding; death receptor binding. Gene Ontology annotation, biological process: positive regulation of extrinsic apoptotic signaling pathway; TRAIL-activated apoptotic signaling pathway. The record is from RefSeq and is a predicted model, not a curated record. NCBI's taxonomy places the organism in Eukaryota, Metazoa, Echinodermata, Asteroidea, Forcipulatida, Asteriidae.